AUGCCCCCAGCCCGCCCCUGGCCCCGGCCCCGGCCCCGGCCCUGGCCGCGGCGCCGGCGCCGGCCCCGGGCGUCCCGCCUCUCUCUCGCCUUAGCCCGGCUCCGGCCGAGCUGGCGCUGGCGCUUCUGGGCGGGCCUCAGUGCCUGGGGCUGGGGCGGUAUCACCGCCCUUUGGCUCCGCCUGCUCCGAGCCCUGCCCCGGCCCUGGUCCCGGCCCUUGUCCCGGCUCCUCCCGGGGCCCGCGGAGGACACAGGCGGUGCAGCCGUUGCCGCCGCCUCCACUGCGGCUUCCCCGGCCCGAGCUCCGCCGCUCGGCAGCGCGGCCGCUGGCCCCGAGCCACCGCUGUCGCGUUGGAAUGCGCACAAGGGCCCGAAGGAGCGGUACCGAGUGGGUUCGUUGCUGGGGCGCGGCGGAUUCGGCAGCGUCUUCGCAGCCACGAGGCUCUCGGAUGGUGCCCCGAUGAGCAGCGGGGUGGCCAUCAAAAAGGUGCCGCGGGAUCGCAUCCGGCGCUGGGGCGAGCUGCCUGACGGUACACGUGCGCCCCUGGAGAUUGUGCUGAUGGACAGGGUGUCCUCUGGCUGUGCUGCAGUGAUUCAGCUCCUGGAGUGGCUUGAGCUGCCCGACAGCUUCUUGUUGGUGCUGGAGCGUCCGCAGCGGUGCCAGGACCUCUCGCAUUUGCUGGCAGAGUGGAGGUUCCUGCAGGAGGAGGAGGCGCGGGGGCUGUUUUGCCAGGUUCUGGAGGCCGUGCAGCACUGCACCAGCUGCGGGGUCAUGCACAGGGACAUCAAGCCCGAAAACAUCCUGCUGGACCUGGCCACGGGGCAAGUGAAACUCAUUGACUUUGGCUGUGGCACCUUCCUCCAAGACACAGCCUACACCCGAUUUGCAGGAACCCUCUCCUACAGCCCACCAGAGUGGUUCUACCAGCGAUGCUACCACGGCCAGGCAGCAACCAUCUGGUCCCUGGGGCUCCUGCUGUACCAGCUGGUGACAGGGAAGCACCCAUUCAGGAAGGGCCAGCAGAUCGUCUGGGGGCAGAUCUUCUUCCCGCGACGGCUCUCCCAAGAGUGCCAAGAUGUAAUUAAGAGAUGUUUGUCCAUGCAACCCUUGGACAGGCCAUCCUUAGAAGAUCUCUACCAAGAUCCUUGGAUUCAGGGUGUUCAUCUGCCCUAG
Poecile atricapillus (Black-capped chickadee) is the source of this 1173-nucleotide messenger RNA. RefSeq names its product serine/threonine-protein kinase pim-1-like. Gene Ontology annotation, molecular function: ATP binding; protein serine/threonine kinase activity. The coding region runs from base 1 to 1173 and encodes 390 amino acids. The record is from RefSeq and is a predicted model, not a curated record. NCBI's taxonomy places the organism in Eukaryota, Metazoa, Chordata, Aves, Passeriformes, Paridae. Gene Ontology annotation, cellular component: cytoplasm. The transcript is spliced from 6 exons. Gene Ontology annotation, biological process: protein autophosphorylation.